Messenger RNA from Andrographis paniculata, 2089 nucleotides. Its product is annotated as ubiquitin domain-containing protein DSK2b-like. The record is from RefSeq and is a predicted model, not a curated record. Gene Ontology annotation, biological process: ubiquitin-dependent protein catabolic process. Gene Ontology annotation, molecular function: polyubiquitin modification-dependent protein binding. NCBI's taxonomy places the organism in Eukaryota, Viridiplantae, Streptophyta, Magnoliopsida, Lamiales, Acanthaceae. The coding region runs from base 159 to 1793 and encodes 544 amino acids. Gene Ontology annotation, cellular component: cytosol. The transcript has 9 exons.
UUCUUGUCAAAAAAGUCAUUUUGGUUUUCCAUUUGCAUUCUUCCCAUCGCUUUCUUUUUGCAAUUUAUGCAAAUUGCAUACUCCGUGGUGAAUCUGUUUCAAUACUAGGGUUAGCGUUUUUCAUUUCUUUAUUUUUUUGUUUUUUUCGGAGAAAAUCCAUGGGUGCGGAAGGUGAGUCCAGCGUGCCUGCAGUUGAGGCGGAGCAGGUGAACAUAAACAUUAGAUGCUCCAACGGUUCCAAAUUUUCGGUCAAAACAAGCCUCGAAUCGACCGUACGGGAAUUUAAAGGUGUGUUGGCGCAGAAUUGUGAUGUGCCAGCUGAACAGCAGCGGUUGAUUUACAAAGGACGGAUCUUGAAGGAUGACGAAACCCUAGUCAGCUACGGUUUACAGGCGGAUCACACAGUUCAUUUGGUUCGUGGUUCUGCACCAGCUGCAUCUCCUCCUGCCGCUGUCCCUCCUAGUACUGAAACUACCAACAAUGUUCCACCUGCAACACAAGGUAUCAGCGCCGAUACUGGGGGAGCUGGACUGGGUGGUACGGGCGCAUCGCUAUUUCCAGGUCUUGGUUUAGGUGCACUUGGUGGUACUGGGUCAUCUGGAUUGUUUGGUGCUGGACUUCCUGAGUUUGAGCGGGUGCAGCAACAAUUGACUCAAAAUCCUAACAUGAUGAGAGAUAUUAUGAAUAUGCCUGCAAUUCAAAACCUGAUGAACAAUCCUGAAGUUAUGCGUAGCUUGAUUAUGAGCAAUCCUCAGAUGCGAGAGAUCAUUGACCGGAACCCUGAGCUUGCCCACAUUCUUAAUGAUCCCGGCAUUCUUCGUCAAACUCUAGAGGCUGCAAGGAACCCAGAGCUGAUGCGUGAGAUGAUGCGGAACACUGAUCGGGCAAUGAGCAAUAUUGAAUCUUCUCCUGAAGGAUUUAACAUGCUGAGACGCAUGUAUGAAAAUGUCCAGGAACCGUUCUUGAAUGCAACUACAAUGGGUAAUCGAGCUGGUAACGAAGCAGGAUCAAAUCCAUUUGCAGCUCUCCUGGGUAAUCAAGGUGGCUCCCAACCCCGAGAAGGGUCUAAUACUUCAUCAACUGGUGGGCCUGAAAUGACCUCAGGGACAACUGUUCCAAACACUAACCCACUUCCCAAUCCAUGGAGCAAUACUGGAGGUCCUCAAACAAAUAAUGCUACAAGAACCAAUCCAACUGGUGAAGCAAGAGCACCCCCUGUUGCUGGGUUAGGAGGUCUCGGUCUUCCUGAGUUGGAGCGCAUGGGCAUUCCAGAUUCCUCUUCAUUCAGCCAAUUAUUGCAGAAUCCUGCUGUGGGACAGAUGAUGCAGAGCUUGCUUUCCAACCCUCAGUACCUAGAUCAAAUUCUUGGUCUAAAUCCUCAACUUCGCAGCAUGUUUGAUAUGAACCCUCAAUUAAGAGAAAUGAUGCAAAAUCCAGAAGUUCUUCGAGAGUUGGCAUCACCCAACACCAUGCAGCAAAUGAUGGCUUUGCAGCAACAGCUCUCCCAGCUCACCAGACAGCAGCCAAACCUGCCUGGAGCUGAGACUGGUCAGCCAAGAGGCACUGAUAACAAUCUGAAUAUGGACUUGCUGAUGAAUAUGUUUGGUGGACUUGGAGCAGGCAGUGUUCCCAGCACUCCCGAUGUUCCCCCAGAACAGCUAUAUGCUACUCAGUUAACACAGCUGCAGGAGAUGGGUUUCUACGAUACUCAAGAGAACAUCAGAGCCCUCCGAGCUACUUCAGGAAAUGUUCAUGCAGCUGUUGAACGACUUUUGGGGAAUUCCGGUCAAUAGUACCCUCGGCCUGGCUGUUUGCAGACAUUUUUUUGGUGAUGCACAUUGUGAAACUAGUCGUUAAGUUCUUUAACAGGCAUAUACCGACUUUAAGAGCGCCAUUACCAUUUGAAGUGUGUGAAUAAAGAUUGCAUCCACUUCACUUCUAUGUUAGUACCGUAACUUGCUGCUGGCGAAGGUUUUCAACUAUUAUGUUAUUAUUCAGUGCGCGCUCCCUUUAACUUUUGCCUGUGUACAUACAGAUGUUUUAAGAAUGUUGGUGCGGAAAUGUUCUAUUUAUUUUCACAUUGAAAUCA